AUGGCUAGAGAGCAGCUCCAGGAGGGAACCCCAGGAGAUUUCUUUGACCUGUGGUUGGACUUGAAAAUAGGUAUCUGGGCCAUGCUGGGGCGAUCAGUGGAUGAAUUGGGGACGUGGUUCCUGGAAUGUGGUCGAGCCCUUUCUUUGGUGAUCACGAUGGCCCUCUCUUGCGUCAUCAUGGCCCACUUAUACUGGAGCCGGCCGCUAGCCACACCAUCCUGCAGGACAAGGACCCGACCUACAUGGGCCAUGUUCCUGCUUGCCUUUUCGAUGUUUCAGGGGGGACAAGCCGGUGGAAGUGCAGAUGACCGUCUGGGAACAUGGAGGACUCCUUCGGAUAUAGAGCUGUGGAGAUCUGGGCAGCUGACGAGGAGAGAGCAAGCUGCCAGAGCAGCGAGCGAUUUUAUCCGUAGCCAGCCAUUGGAAAGUGGAGGCCUCUUCCUUACGACGGUGUAUGAGAAUGGACCGCCUACCACUUUGCCGCAGCCACCCGGAACUUUGGACAUGCACGAGUUCCCCGAGGACCCUUUUGAGUUCGUCGAAGACUUGGUGCCCACGCAUCACAUCUCAUUCUGGAUCUGUGCGCCCUUCCACGAGCCGGAAAGCUUGGAUGUCGCUAUGUCCUUCCCGCAAACCAUGAAUCAGAUACAAGAAAUGAUCCGAGAUUCAAUCCACGGACUGGACACUCCUUGGCUCACUGAACUCAUGCCGCCGGUCCCCCAGAUUUCCGGGGCUUUUGGCAGCUUCAUCAUGCUGCCACGAUGGGCACUACAGGGUGACAAGAAGGCGGGGACCUUUGUUUUCUAUAUCAGCUCCCCCAUCACCCGCUUUGCAGUGUUGAAUCAGCUUGCCCUGGACACUACCGCACCGCUGGAUGUUUAUGUUGGUGGAUCUUUUGCGCCCCUUCAAGAGGAUGAAGGGCAGAACCCCUCCAAUGGAUGCCUCAUCAAGGUGCUUUUGCAGGGCGAGGUUGUCGAUUGGCAGGGCAGGAUCGAGGACCGGUUACAGGACCCGGCCCUGUGGAACCCUGAGGAAGAACACCCGGCACAUGUGGGCAACAGAUUCAUCGAGUUUCAAACUACUGAUGAGGUGCACCUGCACUCGCUGCAGCGACAAUGGGAACAAGGGCCAAUGAAUGUCGCCAACGGAUCGGCCAAAACGAUUGUACAAGGAGACGACAUCAAUAGUCUUCUUCGAUUUGCAGCGCAUGGGGCGCAAUGGCUGGCGGUCGAGGGCGACUUGGUGCAUCCAGGGGAGUACUUGGAGGGACUCCAGCUGCCCUUCUACGAGGGCUUCACUAUUGUAGUCCAUGGUGGCCGGAGACAUGGAGACCAAGGCUACCUCAAGAUCACUGACGGCGACGUCCUUGAGGUGCACCUCCAACCUGACGACGAGCUGACCCCCAGCAGCCACACCUACAGCCCCAGACACGACUCCGGAGCAGACGACAGCAAUGGAGACCAAUCCGAUGAUGGAGAGGGCCCAGCAGAUCCUGUGCUUGGACCAGUACUGCACGACAUUGACGUGAACGAGGUCGCCCUCCCGCACGCGGUCGACACUGGGAUGACUUUGUCUGGGACGUGGGCGCCUGAGUGGGUCGCCCCGGAUCUCAGUGAAUGGUCACUUCCGCAGGUUACCAAAGACCACGUCAGCAACUGGCCCCCAUGGCCAAGUUUCCUAUUUGGGCUGCCAUAUGGUGCCAAGCCUGAUGUUGCUAUCUUCACGGAUGGAUCCUGGCACGAGGCAAGUCAGACUGGUGGGUAUGCGGCUCUGCUGGUUCUGAGUUGGGAUGGCCAACACUCGGUGUUUGGAUUGCUCGGUGAGCAAACUCAUGGCAACCCUCAGAGCCUAUGGCCACUUGAAGGACCACCAGCACUACGAAACGAGGAGAUAGCACUGUUUGCUGCACUGUUAUGGCUGGCGCAGAGCAGCAACUUCUGUCGCUUCCGUGCAGUGAGCCUACAUUAUGACUGCUAUGGUGCCGGAAAAGUCACCAGUGGAGAAUGGUCGCCGGGCAGCCCAUUUGCCGAUAAGCUCCGCUGCGUGCACAGAUGGGUUGAGAAAAUCAUUGACGCCCCGGUCGACAGCGUACACGUCAAAGCCCACAAAGGACAUCCUCUCAAUGAGGCUGCCGACCUUUUUGCCAAGCAAUUCGCGCAAGGCGGCAAAGCACGGUGGACCAGCGAUCCAUGGCCGGUUGCCGAUCCCCUACCCAAAGAAGAGCUUGUGCCCAUCAAGACCGCGAGCAUUGGAAACAGUGACACGAAUGCCACGAGCUUCCAGGUAAACUUUGCCACAGCCAAUGUACAGGGCAUUGGGUCCAAGCACAAGUACCUGGAGGAACAGUUCGACCACCAUGGCACCAAUCUUGUCCUGUUGCAGGAGGUUACAGGACAUUCUGGCUGUUGCCAGUCCAAAAACUACCUCAGGCUGACGACUGAGAGUCUGAGGCAUCGGGGAGUGUCAGUCUGGAUCAGCAAACGACACGGCCUCAUUGUACAGGAGGGCAAGUCUCUGCCUGCAACGGAAGCGGAUGUUGAAGUCGUCUAUGAGUCACCGACCCUCCUGAUCCUCACGAUCGACGCAGGCGGCUUCAGGAUUGGGCUAUUCAGUGGCCAUUGCCCACAUGCAGGCCGCCGAGCUGAUGCCGACACCUUCCUUGAGGAGCUCCGGCAACACCUCGUCCCACUGAACACCCUCCACUUGGUGCUUGGUGGGAUUGACUUGAACGGCAGGCCGCCGAAACAUGUUGCCAAUACUACUGGUGACCUGGAGUUUGGAGAGCCGGACUGCACCGGCAUCACCGCGGCCGAUGUUUUCAAAGACGCGGCAUGCUGGCUACCUCAGACCUACAAGCGGUACCAUGUUGGCAGCUCGGUGACCUACCGCCAGGCAGGCGAUAUACUACGAAAAGUGAAGAAAGCUGGUUUGGGCGGACGAAAGGGAAGGACCCCUUUUCGGCCGAUGCCGAUCCUGAUGACUGACGAGGGACACACUGCGAUCCCCCGCGAGGACAGGGAUCAAGUCUGGCUACAGCACUUCGGCAAGCAGGAGUGUGGUGAAGUGUUGGAGCUGGAGUCUUUUGCGACUACGCGACCGGAGCCGCUCAUUGUCGACGAAGAGCUGCUCUGGUCCAUCCGACAGCUUCCGGCGGUCGGAGAAGUCGAACAAGUACUACGCCGUCUUCCUCGGAAGAAGGCAGUAGGCCUCGACGCUGUCCCUGGUGAAUUGUUGUGCGCUGCCCUGGGACCGAUGGCAGAAGCCCUACAACUCUUGAUGGCAAAGUCGAUGAUGGCCCUGUGCCAGCCACUUCAGUGGCGGGGAGGCCUCCUCUUUGAGGCCUGGAAGGGCCAAGGCAGCCACAAAACACCGGAGGCGUACCGGUCGUUGUUUGUCGCCUCGACGAUAGGAAAGGCGUACCACAAGGUCUUGAGACAGAAGGUACAGCAAGAGGUGGAAUGCUCGCUGCAUUCCUUCCACCUUGGCGAUCGCAAGCUCGCCCCGGUCACCCUGCCAGCGCUCUACGUCUUGUCAAAUCAACGACUGGGUCGAGAAAAAGGGUGUUCCACGUCGGCCAUUUUCCUCGACACCCGUGCCGCGUACUAUAGACUAGUGCGCGAUUUGGCGGUUGGACCUAUCUACAGCGACGAAGCGGUGACCCGCCUCUUCCGGCAUUUCUCCCUGGACCAGGAGGAUUUGCUCGAGAUGAUGAGUGUGGUGCGGGAUGGUGGCAUGUUGGCCGAUGGCGGCAUCGAAGGACCACUGCGGCACGCAGCGAAGGAUGUUCACCACUUUACGUGGUUCACCACGCCACACACAACAGGGCAGCGAGUUUGCCGCACGGCUGCAGGGAGCCGCCCAGGGGAAGCGUGGGCGGCAACCAUUUUCGCAUUUAUUUAUGGGCGAGUCCUGGCCAAGAUCUCAGAAAUUGCCCGCGGCGAGGGGUUAUUGCCGAUCCACCCGGCGGACCUACAAUGCGGCGUUUUUGCUGAACAAGAUGAGGGGCAAACUGCGAUCGGCCAAGACGCAACCUGGGCCGAUGACAGCUCAUGGAUCUUGUGGGACUGGGACCCACUACAGCUCCUCACCAAGACCGCCCGACUUUCGUCGCUCAUACUGAGCCACUGCAUGAGUCACGGUAUGAAACCGAACCUGGGCCGCAACAAAACUGCGGUCCUCAUCAAGUUGCGCGGACCAGGCAAGGCAAAGGCUGCCAAAGCGGUUUUCAAAACAGGGCGGUCCGUUCCCCAUCUGGCAGACCUCCAGCUGGAUAUCCCCACGACCAACCUCUACAAGCACCUUGGCGGCCUUGUUGAUGACGGUGCAACCAUGAUGGCUGAAUCAAGAAGGCGGCUCAGCAUGGCGUCACAAGCGUUUGACCAGGGAAAGAGGCUGGUGUUUGCAAACUCGGCCAUUCCGCUACCCACGAGGGCCAUGUUGUUGCAAGUUGCUGUGACGGCGACAUAUCACAACAUGGCGGUCUGGAUCCCAGGAGGCCAAGCAUGGUCUCACAUCUGCGGUGGUUACUCCCGCAUUGUUCGCAAGCUGCUCAGCAAGGCUCUACCUGGCGAUUUGUUAUUCGCCUUGCCUCCCGCCAUUGCUCAUGUGGUCACGUGUUGCCCACCCUUUGCUUUGGUGGCUCGGAAAGCACGGCUUAGUCUGUUGGUUUCCCUCUGCAAGGCAGGCCCGAUCGAGCUGUGGGCUAUGCUGCAGGCGGAACAAACUUGGUUCCAUGCAGUCAGGGAGGACCUGAAGUGGCUGGUUGGUGAAGAGGUGAAGAUGAGACCUGGCCAUUGCUACACGGGGCGGCAUGGCCGGAAUGGCGAGGACUGCUGA
Molecule: messenger RNA, 4836 nt
Organism: Symbiodinium sp. CCMP2456
Lineage: Eukaryota; Dinophyceae; Suessiales; Symbiodiniaceae
Source: the annotation of a GenBank genome assembly